GUUUAACUAAAUUGCUACUGAUUUAGUUACAAAAAGGCUUUUUUUUACUUUAACCCCACCGGAUUAUUUGACCAAUUAAAGUUUACGUUUCUAUCCAUUUUUUUAAACUGGUUAUUUUUAAUAAGAUGGCAAUCAAUUUUAUUCGGUGCUUGAACUCUUGCUUCCAUAGACCGUAAAAUUGGUACAUUGGUAUAGGAAAAGAGCCAAUCAAAAAGGCUUCUGUGUGACGUCACGUGUCAAUCGGCUUCCUCAUUGGACAAAGAGCUUCAGUUGCUGAUCCACAGCAUUGUUUGAAUUCGUGCGUGAUAGAAGAUUUCACAGCUACGGGAUUCAGCGCUGGUAAAUCUGCUUCUGUAUGUGGCGGACACAUGUUUAUAUGUAAAAAAACUAAUGCUGAUAUAACCUGAUAUUGUCUGGACAUGCGGCACAAUAAAUCAGCUAGCAAGCGCAAGCCAUCGACCCCCAAGCGUAGAUCUCCACCUGCCCCUCCUCCUCCUCCACCAGGACCACCAUCCAGAACCCGGCGCACCAGCGGACCCUCAGAGCCAUCCCCACACAAGAAGCGCAGGUUUCGACCUGGCACGCGAGCUCUCAUGGAGAUCCGCAAAUAUCAGAAAUCCACAGAUCUGUUGUUGCGCAAGGGCCCGUUUUCACGACUGGUACGAGAAGUGUGUCAGACAUUUAGUCGAGAUCACUUAAUGUGGCAGGGGUAUGCUCUAAUGGCUUUACAGGAGGCUGCAGAAGCAUUUAUGGUUCGUCUGUUUUCCGAUGCCAAUCUCUGUGCGAUUCAUGCCAAGAGGGUGACAUUGUUUCCACGUGAUAUACAGCUCGCUCGGCGAAUCAGAGGUGUUGAAAACCUUUAAUUUUUUCCGUUUUGGAUUUGAAGAACGUGGAAGGACACUUUGUAUAUUUCAUGAACUUUCCAUAUUUCAGUUUUUGUCAGACCUCAAUGUUAUAAAAAUGUAAUAGCCUACAUGUGACCAAGAAUACAAGAUGUUUGCUUGAAUUGAAGCAUUUUCAUGAUGACAUGUGAACUAAUUUUAAACCGAUUUUAUUGUAUUAUAUUAAAAAUGUUGUAAAGUUACAAAGAGGAUGCGUGUUAAUAAAAAGUUGUUUUGUAGUACUGCUGAUUGUGUUAUUGUUGACAGUUAUUUGUACAGGAAACUUCAGAUUGUUUUUAGUUUGAUUGUUUUUACUUCAUUUCAAUAAUAAAAUAUAUUUCUAAACCA
Molecule: messenger RNA, 1229 nt
Organism: Triplophysa dalaica
Lineage: Eukaryota; Metazoa; Chordata; Actinopteri; Cypriniformes; Nemacheilidae
Product: histone H3-like centromeric protein A
Exons: 5
Coding region: 420-863 (147 amino acids)
Cellular component (GO): nucleosome
Molecular function (GO): protein heterodimerization activity; structural constituent of chromatin; DNA binding
Source: RefSeq, a predicted model, not a curated record